This is a messenger RNA of Ostrea edulis (European flat oyster), 913 nucleotides long. RefSeq lists its product as uncharacterized. The coding region runs from base 189 to 749 and encodes 186 amino acids. The record is from RefSeq and is a predicted model, not a curated record. The transcript has 3 exons. NCBI's taxonomy places the organism in Eukaryota, Metazoa, Mollusca, Bivalvia, Ostreida, Ostreidae.
CCGUUAGUAUAUGCGUCUUCUCUCAAUUAAGAAUUGCCGACUCUUACUAUUUCCCUCGAAAUGUUCUAAGUAAGAAGCGUGACAACCAGAGAGAUUGCACAGCAGCCUUCAAGACCCAUCCGCUGGAUCCGCCGACAGAUGAGUCCAAAAUCCAUGUCUGCAGUCGACAUUUUUCUUCGAGGAAUCUGAUGUUUCGCUGCUACAAUUCCAGGGAUUCGACCGUCAAUUUCCGUGCUUUAUCACGUGGACUGUUACGGAAGACUUUAAAAUUGCAGCAACAAUCUUUCCGAACAUUCCAACAAUAUUUAAGCGCCCGUACACCGUAUGUAACAAACUGGUCGCUAUUUACAAUGAAACCCUGCUUAAGAAUUAUCAAGCCAUGCCCAGAGUGUAUAUCAUCACAUUAUACAACGGAUCUAGAAAAAGACUUCGAAACUCUCAAAACCAUACUCGAAGUGAUUGGAAGUGUCUUAGCAGAAGACGAAGCAAAGCAGUCAUCGAAAAUUAGACACUCUUUGAAAUCCCUCCGCCGAUUUACAAAGCAGCUAUUGUGUGAAAUACAUACGUUUCUUCUGAUGUCUGGAAAACACGGCAUCGGAGAUGGUUUCGUAAAUGACAUAGUUCAGUCUCGGGAUUGGUGUGUUUUUAAAUCGCUCUCUGCAAGGUACGAAAGAGACGUUUUUGUUUUACGCCAAAUUGCCUCCAUUUCGUCGGAAAUCUAUAACAGAUAUAAGAAGAUAUUCCUAUAGGUGUUCUGUGUUAGUGACGUAACACAUCAAGGACAGCGACAGAUUGUGGGAAAUUGUGAAAAUCAAAACUAUAAUGAAAAGUAUCCUGAUUACUAAGAUGCCUAUUGAAAUAUGUGUUCAUGCAAAUGUAAUCAUAGUUUUAUCAAUAAAUAUUUCACUCCAAA